GAGUCAUGCUCCUUUAUAAGCCUUGUAUUAAAACACGAAUUGCACACUGGACUGUUCAUCUCAAGUCAGCAAUCAUGUUGAAGUUACUUGUAUCAACUCUCUUCGCUGUUGCUUGUGUUGAAUGCAGAAAUGUACCUGUUCCAACUGCAGUUCCCUACAAUGCUCAACCAUACCAUUCUCAAGCUUUUACUGUACAACCAAAAUACAACGGUUUGCCAUAUGUAGUAUCUCCUUACUUCCCUGGAUCAUACUUCAGACAAGAUUUUCUACCAGCUAAUCCUGCCUACAACCCUUAUUUAUAUGGAGCUUACCCGGCUUUCCCUCAGCAAUACCCUUUUAAUGAUGGAACACAAGUUGCUGAAAAUGCAGGAGCUGAAUCUUCGUAUAUUGACUACUUGACUUAUUAUUAUAACAAUUAUUUUCCAAGCUGGUCAAGUAUUUACGGUGGAUCAUCUGAAACAACAUCUGCUGAAUCAUCUCAACAAACCACAGCAUCUGAAGGAGCUGCCGUAAAUGCUGAAAAUUCCAUCAAAGGUGAAAAACCAACUGAAGGGCUUAAAAGUGAAACUCCAAAUACCGUGAACCAAGUGCCUAUACAAUAUCCUUAUAGGCCAUUUGCAGCUCCUCAGUUUUCUUACUUUGGUCAACCUCAAUUUUAUGGUCAAUACCAACAACCUGCAUACCAUGGUUCCAUUUCCAACUAUAUAUUGGGCUAUCCUCAACAGGUAAUUGGCCAACGUUUCCAUCAAGCUCCUCAAUAUGAAGCACCUGGUUCUGCUGCAUUAGCUUACCAAAAAUAUUUGCAACACCAUAAGCAGAAUUCUCAACAAUCACAACAAGGAGUAUCACAAGUUCAACAAGAUGCUUCUUCAGUCACAGUUAACUCAGUUACUAAUCAACCCGAAAAUGAUGAUCAACAAGCACAAACUAAAAUAACAUCAGAUCCAACGAGAGCAGUAGCUGAACCGAUAGGCGUUGCCUUUGCCGGAAUCGGAGGUCAAGCUGGAGCUGGACCUGUAGGUACAGCAAUUGUUGGAAAAAAUGCCACAGCUGUUGCAGAUCCUAAAGCUACAGCUAUUUCUAUAGACGAGACACCAUCUUUUAACAUCAUUCCUGUACAUAAAAUGACAUCAGCAUAUAUAGCCAAAUAUACACCAGAAAGUGGAGUUUAUAAAAUUGUUGAAAUUAAAUAAAAUUAAAAUAGGGUUAAACCCUUGUUAUGAAUUAAGUUUCGAAAUGUAAAAAAAAUAAGGCUAAAUCUUUCCAAACAAAUUAAAUGUGUAUAAAUAUUAUAUGUAUCGACAUUGACACAUCCAUAACAUAUUUGUUUCAAUAAUAUAAUUCUAUCAAGUAGAUUAAUUAUCUUAUUUUUCAUGAUUUUUAAUCUUCAUAAUUUUGUAUUA
This is a messenger RNA of Daktulosphaira vitifoliae (grape phylloxera), 1403 nucleotides long. RefSeq lists its product as uncharacterized. The record is from RefSeq and is a predicted model, not a curated record. Bases 6 to 1193 code for a protein of 395 amino acids. Lineage: Eukaryota; Metazoa; Arthropoda; Insecta; Hemiptera; Phylloxeridae. The transcript is spliced from 6 exons.